AUGUCCAAGUCACGCCAAUCGUUGUCGACGCUUGCCUCGUCGCUGCAGCUGGCGUCGCUCGCCCGCGUCAACCCAGCCGCGCGUCAGGUGCAGGCCGCCCAGCGCUCAGCAGUCGCCGCGACCUCCGCCGUCCAGAACCACACCCGCCAGAACCACCGCCACGCCAGCAACGCAGCUGUCUAUCGUGUCGUGCGCGAUGUCCAGGGCAGCUGCUUCGUCGUAAAGCGACACCGACGCCAUGCCAGCACCGAAUCCGCCGCAGCGUCGGCCUCGGCGUCCUCCAACCGUAGGGCCACCUCUGCGCUCGGCGGUCCUCAACGGCCGUCAGCGCCGAUAGCGGCAUCAACUUCCUCGUCAGCCUCUUCGGCUCUCGGAACUUCUCAGUCAUCAUCCAGAUCCGCCAGCACCUUGGCCUCAUCAUCGAGUAGUCUGGGUCGCUCGCCAUCGAUUUCUACAACAGCAGCAGCUGCAACAGCAUCAAGUUCAGCCUCCCUGCGUCGGGCAUCGACUCCUCCGUCGUCGCCGAACCCGGUCGCCUACUUUCACUCGAAUGCUCGAGCUGCACACCAGCAACCUGCGCAUGCAUCUUCUUCGAACCUGAUUUCUCCGCCACCUCCGCCAUCCUCUGCGCCCAAUUCGGGACACUCGUCUCAGCACUCGGGCAGUUCUGGCUCGGGCAGCUUGCCCCCGAAUGAUCCGUCCUGGCUCCUGUCGAGUCCGCACCACCACGUCUCGGCCUCGCGCACCACGUUAUCCUCCGAUGGGCCGUCUUCAUCCUCUUCGGCCCCGUCCACGUCGGCGUCGACCAGCACCUCUUCCUCUGCCCCCGUCGCCGCCUCCUCAGGUGCAGCAGCCUUGUUCAGUUCCGACCACGCCCGUUCUUUCCCCCACCACGCCCUACCGAGCUUCUUUGGCACCUCGUUGAGCAUUGCGCGAAGAGGCAAUCUUGUAUUCAGGAAUGGCGCGUACGGAAUACCCAAAGCCGGGAGAGAGAAGGAUCUGGCUACGAAGGGGAAGGAGAAGGCCGAUGGAGAAACGGGCGAGCUGGAUCAUUAUCUCAGCGUCAGCAUUGGAGAGGAUGCUGUGAGUCUUCGCUAACAAGGCAAUAUAAGCUUAAUGAUAGUGACUAAUCCUACGCGGUUGUGCAUGGUGCAGUACUUUUUAAGGACGGAUUCUCUCGGUGUCGCUGAUGGGGUCGGUGGAUGGUCAGGCCAUGCCGGUGCAAACCCGGCCAGGUGGUCGCGCAAGUUGAUGCAUCGUGAGUCGGCCUGCUUGCCUCGCGCCCGAUUUCUCGUGGACGUUUAUGAACUCAACCAAUGAUUGAAAAUGCCCACAGACUGCUCCAACGAGCUAGCACGCUACGAGAACGUCGACGACGAGUUGUUCUUGCGAUACUACGAAGUCGAUCCCGUCGAGGUCCUGCAGAGAGCGUUCGAAAAGAGUCUCGCGGAAUGCAAAGAUGAGGUGAGGACUUUUUGUCGGCGCAAAUACGAAAGAAGAGGGAACACGCACUGAUCGGGGCUUGUACUACAAUGUAGGGCGUUAUUGGUUCGUCGACCGCUUUGCUCGCCGUUUUGCGCAAUGAUGAAUUGCGUCUCGCGAACAUGGGCGAUUGCUGCUGCUGCAUCAUCCGUGGCAACGACUACAUCUUCCGCUCAGAGGAACAACAGCAUUCCUUCAACUUCCCGUUCCAGGCCGGCACGACGUCCAAGGACACGCCAAUCAAGGAUGCGCAGAGGUUCAAUAUCAAGGUCCAAAAGGACGACAUCGUUAUCCUGUCCUCCGACGGCCUGAUGGACAACCUCUACGACGAAGACAUUUUGGAAGAAGUGCUGAGAUUCGUGGCUUUGACACCCGCGCCGACCGCUUCGUCUUCAGGCUCUGCACUCCCUGGCGUCACGGGACCGAGGUACACGCUGAACCGAUUCUCGCCGCAAGCUGUCUCCGAGGCGCUCAGUCUCCGAGCGAAGAGCGUCUACGAGGACCCACGUGCCGUCAGUUCACCCUUCCAACAACGCGCCGUCGAGGAAGGCAUUCACUUUGUCGGUGGCAAGAGGGACGAUAUCACGACUUUGAUUGGCGUCGUCGGCGAAUUGGAAGCCAGUCCGGACAGGAGAUGA
Microbotryum saponariae is the source of this 2120-nucleotide messenger RNA. The record is from the annotation of a GenBank genome assembly. NCBI's taxonomy places the organism in Eukaryota, Fungi, Basidiomycota, Microbotryomycetes, Microbotryales, Microbotryaceae.